Molecule: messenger RNA, 1029 nt
Organism: Morone saxatilis (striped sea-bass)
Lineage: Eukaryota; Metazoa; Chordata; Actinopteri; Moronidae
Gene: ubxn10
Product: UBX domain protein 10
Exons: 1
Coding region: 231-992 (253 amino acids)
Molecular function (GO): protein binding
Source: RefSeq, a predicted model, not a curated record
UGGAUGGAAAGCGUCUCAAAAGUAACGCGCACAGACGGAGUUUUUAACGUUUUCACCUGCAAUUCAGCUUCGGUAGCACGACUCUGCUCUUCAGAACAGCUUCCUAACAGCAGCAGCAGGAGACCAGCAGUAACUUACAUGACUUUCUUUACUCUGUUUGUGAAGGACUGAAGCCAAGAAGCAACUGGGGAUCUUCACAGUCUUCUUCCAUCUUGAACAGCUGCUUAUCGAUGCAUUUAACAAGGCCAACGUCCUCCAAGGGGCGAAGCAGACCCACCGUAAACAACUCUGAAUACACAGGUGACACAGGCAGCAUCCAGGGGCCACCUGCGUCUCCAGACUCACCUGUGUGCAGCAGGCCGGACAGAAGCCUCCGCUCCCAGUCCCAGCCCAUAAUGUGGCAGGCCAGCCAGCUGAGCCCGGACGAAGUUGUGCAGAUGCUGCAGCACCCCCCUGCUGCUCCACGGCAGUCCUUAAACAAGUACAAGGUUCUCCCCUCCAUAGAGAGGAGGCCGUCAGAGAGUCCUGGGAGAAGCCUGGAGAAUCAGAUGUCCAAGCUCGGCCUGUCUGAUGAUGCCCUCCUGCAGCAAAGGCACAGGCACGAGGAGCCGGAUCUCCCCGCAGAGACCCAGACCAGCAGCUCCGAGGUGGACAACAGGGCUGAUGUGCACCCAAGGGUCAUCCCUAAGCCCCCCGACCCGGGACCAACGCUGCCCAAAGAGGCUGGUGCCACUGGCAGUUUGCUCCUAGCCAUCCGAGCACCAUGCGGCAGGAGGUUUCAGCAGCACUUUGACCCCACAGACACGCUGCAGGUGGUGAGAGGCAGUGCAGAGGUCAGGUACGGAGCCAAGUACGGAGGCACUUCCAUUGAGACCAUGGAUGUGCCACGCAGGACCUUCACAGACAUGGAUAUGACCCUGGCCCAGUGUGGCGUCUUGAACAGAUCGGUGCUGUGCAUCUCUCAGAAUGACAGUGUGGUGGAGCACGAGUGAGCAAGAGUUACUUUUAAAGUUUUAUAGUUCAAGUGUA